GCUGUGUGACGUCUGCGCUGCCUCCCAUAAUAAAAUACCAGGAAUUAGAUAGAAAACAAGGUGCAGGGGCCGGGACACGCCGAGUAUAUAAGGCAGCGGCGGGGAUCGGGACACGCUGAAUAUAUUAGGUAUCGGCUGAGACAGGUUGUGAUCGCUGAUCGAGCAGCACAGAGUACACAGGACUCCGGACAUGUUUCCCCUGGAUUCCCCCUGGAACAUUUCUUUUGCCGGCUGUGGAUUCCUGGGGAUCUAUCACAUCGGAGUCGCCAGUUGUCUGAAGGAACAUGCGCCAUUUCUGGUGGAAAAUGCCAGAAACAUCUAUGGAGCGUCCGCCGGAGCCCUGACUGCUUCUGCGCUGGUGAGCGGAGCCUGCCUGGGAGAGGCAGGUGCGAACAUUAUUGAGGUCUCUAAGGAGGCAAGAAAGCGGAUCCUGGGUCCCCUGCAUCCAUCAUUUAAUCUAGUGAAGAUUAUUCGGAAAUGUUUGUACAAGACCCUGCCGGACGACGCACACGAGCGCUCUAGUGGAAGGCUGGGGAUAUCCCUGACACGGGUGUCUGAUGGUGAGAACGUGCUGCUUACUCAGUUCAACACAAAGGAAGAGCUCAUACAGGCAAAUGUAUGCAGUACAUUCAUCCCUGUAUACUGUGGACUGAUCCCUCCAUGUUUGCAAGGAGUGAGAUACGUCGAUGGAGGAAUUUCUGAUAACCUUCCCCAGUAUGAACUGAAGAACACCAUUACGGUCUCCCCCUUUUCAGGCGAGAGCGACAUUUGUCCCCGUGAUGGUUGCACCAACAUCCAUGAGCUCCGGGUCACAAACACCAGCAUCCAGUUUAACCUCAGUAACUUGUACCGACUGUCUAAAGCCUUGUUCCCUCCAGAACCUCAGGUUUUAAAAGAUAUGUGCCAACAAGGAUACAAGGAUGCGCUACGUUUCUUAAAAAAGAAUGGGCUGUUGAACCGGCCACAGCCAAUGAGAUACCUGGCUCUGCCACCACCUGUCAAUGAGGAUGAAGAGAUUGGGGAUGAGAAGGCACAGGCUGUAGAGAGUGCUGUGGUUGAGGAGGCCGAACAACACGUAUUUGAGCAUCUUCCCCAGAGACUAAACCAGGCUCUUCUAGAGGCUUGUACUGAGAAACGUAGUGUAUACCUCUCCAUAUCCAACCUACUACCUGUACGCCUGGCAUCUGCCCUAAUGCUACCAUACACUUUACCCCUGGAAUCUGCAGUUUCCUUCACAGUCAGACUUUUGGAAUGGCUUCCUGAUGUCCCAGAGGAUAUCCGAUGGAUACAGGAUCAGACACGGAAAGUGUGUUGCUAUGUUCUGAGGAAAGCAAAGAAGAAGCUGGGGAGCCACAUCUCUGCCAGGUUAUACUAUCAUUUGGAGCUGAGAAGAUCGCAGAGCCUUCCUGUGCCAUUGGUUUUUGGCACCAGCGAGUCUUUGCCCAGGUGGCUAAGGAGCAAUGCCUCCUUGAUGGACAUGAUGCAGAAAUGGGAGGACUAUCAAAGGCAGCUGAUGCCUGGACUCUUCUGUAUCAACGUGGACAUGCAGGCCACGCUCUACCACCACCAACAACCACAACACCCUCAGAUCUCAAUGGACCCUGGCAGCCUUCUGAUGGUGGAGGUGACCAAAGCGGAUGUCUCUGAGGCAUCGUGAAGGCCCAUAAAGAUCACCCACUAGAACCUAUAUGGUUUAGGACUUUCUCCUAGUGGUCUACUUAACAAGCAAUAAUCAUUGGCCCAUGGUUAUCUGUGGAUGUGUUUUAUUCUAAGGUAAAGUGGUGUGUACCAUACUCCACUUCAGCCUGACCAACUUCUUAUGGGACGUAAAUGUCUGUAACCAUUUAGUGGCAUAAAAGUCUAAAGGGAUAAGGAUUGAUCCACCAGGCCAGGAUACUCAUUUGCAGUAUUAUCGGAGCAGUGUUAUCGGAAAGUGGAGGUACAGAGAGGUUAUUCAAAUGCAGUGUUUGCCAACCAGCGUGCCUCCAGC
Molecule: messenger RNA, 1990 nt
Organism: Hyla sarda
Lineage: Eukaryota; Metazoa; Chordata; Amphibia; Anura; Hylidae
Gene: PNPLA2
Product: patatin like phospholipase domain containing 2
Exons: 10
Coding region: 191-1657 (488 amino acids)
Biological process (GO): positive regulation of triglyceride catabolic process; triglyceride catabolic process; lipid homeostasis
Cellular component (GO): cytoplasm; membrane; lipid droplet
Molecular function (GO): triacylglycerol lipase activity
Source: RefSeq, a predicted model, not a curated record